AACCGCAAAGAAAACAUCGAAGAAGAAGAAGCUAGCAUAAGCUAAGCUAGAAAACUGCUGCAUUGUCCCAUUCCUGCUAAUAUUUCAGCAACCAUGUCUUCAGCUCAGCAUCUCAGAGAUUUUAUCAGAGAGAGACUAACUGCUGCUGCUCAAGAAAUCUUCACCGAGGUUGAAAAAACCAUCAUUUGCUACGAGGAAGAGCUCGAUGCUCAGCGCAGGAUGAUGGGGAUCAACUGGAAACCAGAAAUUAAGCUACACAGAGUCGGUUCGGAGCUGCAGAGACAAAGUUCUGACCUCCAACAGCCAAGUGUCUCCAAUGAGGAAGAAGCUUCUGCCAUCCAACAAGUCUGUAGCCUGGCAAGUAGGUCCAGUCAGGAUCAGAAAGAAGCAGAACAUCAGUGGACUGAAGAGGUACAGAUGGAACCAGAACCAAAAUGGAUUAAAGAAGAAGUGAAUGUACCAGAACCUAACUGGAUUAAAGAGGAAGAGGAGGAACCAGAAUCUAAAUGGAUUAAAGAAGAGGAGGAACCAGAACCUGCACUGCUCAAACAUGAGGAAGUGGAUUAUCCACUAACAAAUGUAAAAAAAGAGGAGUUGGAUUGUUCAGUGCUUCAACAUGAACAGCAGCCACCAGAACAUUUAACAACUGGACAGGACCAGAAGAACCUCUGCAGCAGUCAGGAGGGAGAGCAGCUUGUCCAGAAGCAGUUUGCUGCUUUGAUUGAGACUUCUACUCUUCAGGAAGAUGAUAUGAAUGAAGAAGAGACAAAAAUAGAGCAGCUUUUCCUUCAUAUCUCUCCGGUGAUUGAGAGCAAAAUUCAGGAAGGAAGCAGCUGCCCUGUGUCGGAGAGUAAGUCUGGUGCUGGCACAAAGGAAAAAUCUUUCAAAUGUGACAUUUGUGGGCGAUAUUAUACACAUCAUUGUAACUUGAAAAACCAUUACAGAACCCACACUAGUCAGAGACAUUUUUCGUGUGAAACAUGUGGAAAAAUUUUCUCUCUAACAAGAGAUUUUAAUCGCCACAAGAGAAUUCAUACAGGUGAGAAACCUUUUUCAUGCCAAUCAUGCGGAAGAACCUUUUCUCAAAUUAGUAAUUUAUAUCGCCACAAGAAAACUCAUACAGGAGAGAGGCCUUUUUCAUGCCCAUCAUGCGGAAAGAAUUUCUCUAGACUGGGUCACUUAGAACGUCACAACAAGUGUCAUACAGGUGAGAAACCUUUUUUAUGCCAGUCAUGUGGAAAGAGUUUCACUCAAAUUUGUCAUUUAAAUCGUCACAAGAGAUGUCAUACAUUUGAAAAGGAUUUCCACGACAAACUAUAAAUUAAUCAACAGUAAAUAAAUAUAUGCUUAAUAAUAAAAUGAUGGCUAUAAUAUUACUUCUUUGUUUUCAUUGUCUCUCCUUCUACAAAGAAACUGGAUGACAAAGAAUUAGUCUCCCGUGCCUCCUGCUAUUCCCUCCCCUGUCAUUUUAUUGGUAGCGGCUAAACACACAGGGAGCUAAAAGUGUAAAUUUUCUUCCACUCCGGCUGAACUGAACACCUGGCACACGAUAGCGAUGAUAACAACAAAAGAUGAAAGGUUUCCAACUUUCUUGCAUAGCGUCUAUAGGUGUAUGAGCUAGAAAUGUCACAUGCAUGAAUUGUGUCUUUUGCUCAGCUGGAUGAGAGCUAGCGACUCUCUUCUCACCCCGCAAUCUCCAUAAGAGGGAGAAGCGCCGUCUCCUGUCAUCGUGUGACCAUUACUUCAGUUACCUGCUGGGCUCCUUGUCUCCUACCACACAGUGUAGCAUAAAGCCUGGUGAGGAGGAGCAAGAGGUCUGGGAGCCUCUUGGAUUCAAACUACAGUCUAUCCAUGUUUCUUAUUGACAAAGUUACUGAUAAAGAGAAACUCUUUCAUUUGUCCUUUUCUUUUUUCUCUUCUUUGAAAACCUGGAUGUUAUUUUCUUGACUGCAUUGUUCCAGUCAGUCGUUGUAGUCUUUGGCUGCUGCUGAACACUGUUGCCUACAAGUUCACUAAGCAGGAGCAAACCAUUUAAUACAGAUCCACAGGGCUGUUGAGUAAAUAUGGAUCUUUGCUUUUUGAUCUGGGAAUGGUAACUUUUAAUUUUUACUGCUAAAAACAAGUAAAACAACAAAUUAUAUUAUAGACAGAGGCAGUAAUAUUUGUUCUAUUUAUAUAAAAAUGAACCCCUGU
Messenger RNA from Xiphophorus couchianus (Monterrey platyfish), 2193 nucleotides. RefSeq names its product zinc finger and SCAN domain-containing protein 2-like. Gene Ontology annotation, molecular function: DNA-binding transcription factor activity, RNA polymerase II-specific; RNA polymerase II cis-regulatory region sequence-specific DNA binding. The coding region runs from base 94 to 1320 and encodes 408 amino acids. NCBI's taxonomy places the organism in Eukaryota, Metazoa, Chordata, Actinopteri, Cyprinodontiformes, Poeciliidae. The transcript has 2 exons. Gene Ontology annotation, biological process: regulation of transcription by RNA polymerase II. The record is from RefSeq and is a predicted model, not a curated record.